AUGAACUAUGGAGCCGGACCGUCACAUCUACCUUCUUCUUCUUCUUCUUCUUCUUCUUCUUCUGACGACGAAAUAUGGUCUCAGUACAUUAAAGAUUGGGAGGAAGAUAUGACACAAUGGGAGAAGGAAGAUGAACUCUUAGCUCGCGUACAUGCCUCUAAUAGUAAAAUAAUGACUUAUCUCUCUCAAGAGGCAGAGCGGCCAAAGCGUAUUGGCUCAGUUCCUGGUCAUUUGGUGAUCAAUCGCGGGAGGGAAGAAGGUAAUUCUCAACUUUACCAUGACUAUUUUUCUGAUAACCCUACAUAUGGUGCAAACCUCUUCCGUAGAAGGUUCCGGAUGCACAGGAGUUUAUUCCUUCGUAUAGUUGAGGCAGUACGUGAGCAUGACAACUUCUUCGUACAGAAGAUGGAUGGUGUCAGCAAACUUGAGCUAUCAACUUUACAAAAAGUUACAUCGGCAUUUCGCAUGUUGGCGUAUGGAACAUCAGCAGAUAGUACUGACAAAUAUGUUAGGAUCGGAUCCAAUAACGAUAUUAAUGUAUUGCAGUCGUCUAAUUUGUUCGACAAUCUAUCACAAGGUAUUGCUCCUCCUGCUCAUUACACAAUUCAAGGAAAAAAUUAUGAUGUCGGUUAUUAUUUGGCCGAUGGCAUAUAUCCGAAAUGGCCAACACUUGUUCAAACCAUUUCUAAUUCCGAUGAUAAAAAGAAACAAUAUUUUGCAAUGAUGCAAGAAGCAUGUCGAAAAGAUGUUGAGCGGGCAUUCGGUGUUCUCCAAUCACGAUUUGCUAUCAUCAAGGGGCCAGCCCGUUUUUGGGAUAAACGAACUCUGCAUGAUAUCAUGACUGCUUGUAUUAUAAUGCACAAUAUGAUUGUCGAAGAUGAACGCGAUGAGCAAGAAGAUGUUGUCAUUUCAACUCUACAAUCAAUUCUGAAUGCUGAAAAUAUGGAGAUAACGGAAACUGAACGAUUCCAACGGUUUCUUGCUCGACAUAAGAGGUUGAAAAACAAAGAAGCUUAUUUUGCACUUCGAAAUGCAUUGAUUGAACAUUUGUGGGAAAGACAUGGAAAUGAAGCGAUGUAA
Messenger RNA from Asparagus officinalis (garden asparagus), 1080 nucleotides. RefSeq lists its product as uncharacterized. The transcript has 2 exons. Bases 1 to 1080 code for a protein of 359 amino acids. The record is from RefSeq and is a predicted model, not a curated record. Lineage: Eukaryota; Viridiplantae; Streptophyta; Magnoliopsida; Asparagales; Asparagaceae.